Messenger RNA from Cryptococcus amylolentus CBS 6039, 2860 nucleotides. RefSeq lists its product as hypothetical. The record is from RefSeq and is a predicted model, not a curated record. The transcript has 5 exons. Gene Ontology annotation, biological process: mannosyl-inositol phosphorylceramide biosynthetic process. NCBI's taxonomy places the organism in Eukaryota, Fungi, Basidiomycota, Tremellomycetes, Tremellales, Cryptococcaceae. Gene Ontology annotation, molecular function: mannosyltransferase activity. Bases 14 to 2257 code for a protein of 747 amino acids.
CACAAUUCUGUGAAUGACUCUCCCGUCUGCCUCUUCAUCCCUCCACUCCCCCUACCAGCCCUACACGUCUUACUCCCCCCGCCCCCGCCGCCGCACCUCCAUCUCCAUCUCCCUCGCGACCCCCCGCCCCUACAACCCCUACAACGCCCCCACCCGCCGCCGAGCGCGCACCAUGCCCCAGUAUGCCCGCUCAAGGGACCACUCGCACCCCAUCUCCUCCAAGCCCUCCACCCGCACCAAAAAGGUCGUCAUCGGCCUCCUCAUCGUCCUUUUCCUCUUCCUCAUAGGCACCGUUGUCGUCCUUUCCACCGUCUCGUACUAUCUUGCCAUCCCGACGUGGGCCUAUCUCACAGAGAGCGAAGUCGCCUGGCGGCCGGAGGACGUCAUUCGUCCGCUGAGGGAUGUGCCGAAGAGCAGCAGACGGCAUAAGAGGGCGGAAUGGACAGAGGUGGGGGUGAGCAGUGGCGGGUCGAGCGCUAGUGCGGACGCUUGGACUGCAUCGGCUGUGAACGACGCCGCCUUUACUCUCAGUGCUGCCCCUUCAUCCUCUGCCGCCGCAACCUGGGACGAGCUCGAGGAAGAGAUGGAAGCGCUCGACGCGAGCGAGGAGGACAGCGUUGCUGAAGCCGAAACAGACGCGUCAGACGCGCUAGCCGUAUCCGUGGAGACCACCCCGUCACCCACCUCUUCCGCCACCUGGGGCAUCGACGGUGCGGGCUCGGGAGGGUAUUGGAUGGAGAAGGACUGGGAUGGGCGUGUGAGAGAUACGGAUUCGUGGGAACGGUUGUACAAUGUGUCCAACAGGGCUGGAGAACGUAUUCCCCGACUGAUCCACCAAACUUGGAAAGACGACCAACUGCCCGAGAAAUGGAGGAAAGCCUGGAGAGAAUGCAGAGAAGGCAUGCCCGACUACGAGUAUAUGCUCUGGACAGACGACACUUCCCGAGAAUUCAUCGCCACGCACUACCCCGCCCACCUCCACAUGUACGACGCAUACCAGUACCCCAUCCAGCGCGCCGACUCUAUCCGGUACUUUAUCUUGCAUCACUUUGGCGGUGUGUAUAUGGACUUGGAUAUCGGGUGUAGGCGGAGGUUGGACCCGCUUUUGCAGGGUGAUUGGGAUGUCAUCUUGCCGCUUACCAAGCCUGUUGGGAUUUCGAACGACUUGAUGUUUUCGGCCAAGGGCUCUGCGUUUAUGGAUGACACUGUCCACGGUCUUUCCGCUUUCAACCACCGCUACCUCACCAACUAUCCCACCGUCAUGUUCUCCACCGGACCCAUGUUCCUCUCCGCCCAAUACGCAAUCUUCUCCUCCUCCCACCCGCUCACAACCCAACACCCCCGCGCCGAAGUCCGCGUCCUCCCCAAAUCCCUCUACGGCAAAAACGCCCCCAUCUCGGACGUCCCCCACUCCUUCUUCUCCCACUUUUACGGCUCCUCAUGGCACGCCGACGAUGCGGGCUUCAUCACCUUCCUCGGUGUCUGGGGUAAAGGCCUCAUGUGGGUCGGCGGAGCGGUGAUCUUGUUUGGGUGUGUGAGGCUGGUCUGGUUGAAGAGGGUUGCGGCGAAAGGGCAGCAGUAUCAGUUAUUGUCCAUCUUGCCGACGACGAGGUCAAACUCGCCGACGGGGUACGAUACACCCACAUCAACAUCCUCCGCCCCGCUCUCCCCCACCUCGCUCGACAUGUCUCUGCACCAAGCGCUCCCAUCCGAGAUCGCCUCGUAUUUCAAACGCGCAGGCAACCUCAUACUCGCAGCGCCUGCCAUGCUCCAAGGCGACCGCCCCCACGCCCGCGCCCACGAAAAUAGGAGGGGCAGGCGGAGGCAGGGUCUGCUUUACUUUGUGCCAGCGCUCUUUCAGCCGGUACCCGGGCGGCGGUCACGGACGGCUUCUGAAGCGAGCCAGUUACCCAUGAGACGGACCCGCCGGGAGAGGGAGCGCGACCUCCAGCGCGCGAGGGAAUCGCAUAAACCAGAUAACCUCGCGCCGCCGCCUUAUGAAACCCUGCACGAAGGACCCACCUCUGAGCCUUCACGCCCUUCCUCCACCUCCCGUUUCGCCCCCCAGACUGGGGCUGGCGGCGUGCCAGAAGGACAAGGAGAGCGGUAUGAGAGUUUCGAGAAGGAGGUGAAUAUGGAUGAGGUGGAUGCGUUUUUGAAUGAAGCGGAUAAUGAAGGGUCGAUGAGCGGGAGUGGGAGUGGGGGGGAGGAAGAGUGGAGGGAGAGGGAGAGGGCGAGGGAGAGAAGGUGGAGAUAGCACUCCCCUCCUGUCUCUUUCCUUGUCCGGUUUCCUUUUCUCAUACUUUCGUAGGAGGAGGAGGGAUGAGCUUUUGGUUGUCUUGGUGAGGGGUCGAUCUUUGGGAUAAACAUGGAAGAGCUUUUUCCAAAAAGUGUAUACUGUUUUUUUACUGGUUACUGGUAUGGGGGUUUCAACUCUAAUGUCCGUGUUAUAAACCACGAAUAUCUCUUCUGUCAUGCCCAUAUCUUCCUUCCUUCCUUCCUCUUCUUGUGGUGUGCUUUUGAGCUACUCGAAAGUCGGUUAAAACUGCCUUUUUUGGAGACAACUUGCGCUUUUUCGAAACCUCGCCCACGUUCUUUACAAGUUGAUCUACAACGAUAAACAUUCCUUCUUUCAUCUUAUCAUGUGUAUAGUUUAUUCCAAAAACAGAAAAAGCGGAGUUCAAUUCCUUAUGUAAAAGGUAGUUUUUCCCAUUCUAUCCAAAGAAAUCAGCAGCUAGCUUUCUUGCCAUCAUGAAAAGGGUACUCUCUUUUUGGGCGCCCUGACAAGGGCUCUACUUUCUUGACUUGUGAUUCAGCUUAGUUAUUCAUGUAGCCACUACUUAUAGAAUAUGAAUGGAUC